Girardinichthys multiradiatus is the source of this 2676-nucleotide messenger RNA. It is a transcript of the gene nkx6-1, whose product is annotated as NK6 homeobox 1. NCBI's taxonomy places the organism in Eukaryota, Metazoa, Chordata, Actinopteri, Cyprinodontiformes, Goodeidae. Gene Ontology annotation, molecular function: DNA-binding transcription factor activity, RNA polymerase II-specific; RNA polymerase II cis-regulatory region sequence-specific DNA binding. Gene Ontology annotation, biological process: regulation of transcription by RNA polymerase II; cell differentiation. The transcript has 5 exons. Bases 1253 to 2221 code for a protein of 322 amino acids. Gene Ontology annotation, cellular component: nucleus. The record is from RefSeq and is a predicted model, not a curated record.
UCUGCUGAAGGUCACUUCCUAAAUUUAAGACAAUUAUUCCUUCGUUCUGCUUGCUCAGGAUAAGAAACUGAUGCAAAGUCAGUGACGUGAUGCAAUCAGCUGGACUUUAACGUUUUACUAAUUGGGAUGAUAUAAUCACCUAAACAUAAUUAGAUUAAUCUGGAAUAGAUGCGCCUUGAUUGACUGUUGUUCGAUUAACUGAACAGAAUUUGCACAUAAUUGAGUUCUAAUAGAAUAUGAAGUGUUGUCUUCUAAACAUUUGUUGUGAAUAAGCGCUGUAUAAAUAAACGGAGGUUUAACUGAAGUGAAUUAUUUCCCUAGUGGAUUUAGAUCAUAUUAUGGGGUGGCGCCGGUGACGGGUCACCAGCAGGGCAUCUGCCCACAAAACACAUUUAUUCGUUAGGCUGCAAAUUGUUUUAGUACCUUUUAUGUACAAACGUUAGUGUUAUUUAAACCUAUGAAAUAAUUAAGAUACAGCUUCUCUGAGCUGUAAAUGUUUGUGGGAAAUGGGCCAAUACGGAAAUAUCUGAAGAGACUUUGUUAGAGCACUCAGGUGUGUGUGUGUGUGUGUGUGUGUGUGUGUGUGUGUGUUCCGAUCACAGGAGCAUCUCCCAAUCGGAAUAUAAGUGCUUUGAUCUCCGCCCCUCAUGUGGGAAAUAAACUGGAACCCUUGUUGUCUCCUCUUUAUGAUAAAAAAGUCAAACAUAUGAACCGAAACCAACGGAAGCCUUUCGGAGACACAUGAAGGCCCAUUUUAUCAGCCUGUUGCUGAUCCUGCAGAAAUCAUUUCAUAUGCAGCCGCUGAACCAAUCAGAAGGCCCUGUGAAUCUGGGUGGACUACAUCACGGCCGGGUCAUCCAAUCCCAACAAAGACCCCCCUUCUCCCCACACACUACCCACCCCACCCUCCGGCUCUUCGUUUCCUCCUCUGAAAGUUUGGAUCGCAGCUGAUGAAGAUGCUGAGCAGAUGAUCACUUUUGAUGGUCUCCUUCAACGAGCUGGACAGAUCAGAGCGGUUCCGCGCUUAGCGCCGGACCUUACCAGGGCCCGAACACAGACUCUCUGUCGGAGCGGAACUUUUUCCCGCUUUCCUACAACAUUUGGGAUUUGUAUUGUUCCGGUUGAAUGAGAUGGGCUUUGAGUCCAGAAAGGAGGUGAAGCUGCUUUAGUUUAAGACCGGGUUGAGGAGACUGUCCGCCGCAGCCCCCGCACACCCCAUCCCCAGUGCCCCGGGUCUCCCUCAGAGGCGGUAAUGUUAGCGGUGGGUCAGAUGGACGGGUCCCGACAGAGCGCCUUCCUCCUUAGCACUCCACCUCUGGCAGCUCUGCACAGCAUGACCGAGAUGAAGACCCCCCUGUACCCGGCGUACCCCCUCUCCUCCACCUCUCCCGCCACCACGUCUCCUAAUCCAGGCGGCAUGGCCGUGUCUUCCCCCGGGAUCAAGAGUUCCACUGGGCUGUCAUCGGGCCUCGGCUCCCCGCAGCAUUGCUCCUCCGCCACCCCGCACGGAAUUAAUGAUAUCCUCAACCGGCCUGUCGUCUCCUCGGUCGGGACCACAGCGGUCGUAGCGGCGGCCGCAGCCGCGGCUUCCUCUUCUGCGGGGAUUCUGUCAGGUCUGCCCAGGUUCAGCAGCCUCAGUCCCCCACCUCCUCCCGGACUUUACUUCAGCCCCAGCGCGGCGGCUGUAGCCGUGGCCCGGUACCCGAAGCCGCUGGCAGAUCUCCCGGGGAGGACGCCGAUCUUCUGGCCGGGAGUCAUGCAGAGUCCGCACUGGAGAGAUGCCAGAUUCGCCUGUUCGCCCCAUCAGAACUCGGUGUUGCUGGACAAAGAUGGGAAAAGGAAGCACACACGGCCCACUUUCUCUGGACAGCAGAUCUUUGCGCUGGAAAAGACUUUUGAACAAACGAAAUAUUUGGCGGGGCCUGAGAGAGCGAGGCUGGCCUAUUCUCUGGGGAUGACUGAGAGUCAAGUGAAGGUGUGGUUCCAGAACAGAAGGACAAAGUGGAGGAAGAAGCAUGCAGCGGAGAUGGCCUCCGCGAAGAAGAAGCAGGACUCAGAGACGGAGCGGCUCAAAGGAACAUCGGACAACGAGGAGGAGGACGACGACUACAACAAACCUCUGGACCCGAACUCGGACGAUGAAAAGAUCACACAACUGCUGAAAAAACACAAACCAGGCUCUGCGCUGCUGAUGCACACGUCUGAAAACGACAGCUCUUAAUUCCGAUUUCAUUUUUGUUCCGCGGAGGGAUCUGGUGGGAUGAACUCAUGGAUUCGGUUCACUUUGCGAAUCUUUUUUUGCGAGGCAAGGGAGGACACUCGUUUCCUUUCCACAGAGAAGACUUUAGCUGUAAAUAGAGGCGUGAGUUGAAUAGAAAUUGCUAUUGAAUUAUUGCUGUGAAUAAUUUAUGUGUAGUUUUUUUUCCUUUGUUUUGUACAGAAACGCUGCUCCAAGAUCAAGAUAUUUUGAUCUGACAGCAGUUAUUUUUUUCUGUGUCCCUGAAUGCCCCCUGAUCUGUCAGAUAAAGCAGGAUGUGGUUGUGACUGCUGCUGCACCUGAGGUCCACACACACACACACACACACACACACACCUUGGUGAAACCUGUGAGGCUGUGAGAGCGGCCUGCAGCAGCUUCAUGUAAAGCACUUUUAUUUAAUAAAAACUAUAAAGUUG